Exserohilum turcica Et28A is the source of this 3265-nucleotide messenger RNA. RefSeq lists its product as uncharacterized. Lineage: Eukaryota; Fungi; Ascomycota; Dothideomycetes; Pleosporales; Pleosporaceae. The transcript has a single exon. The coding region runs from base 497 to 3256 and encodes 919 amino acids. Gene Ontology annotation, cellular component: spindle midzone; spindle microtubule; spindle pole centrosome. The record is from RefSeq and is a predicted model, not a curated record. Gene Ontology annotation, molecular function: ATP binding; protein kinase activity. Gene Ontology annotation, biological process: protein phosphorylation; regulation of cytokinesis; mitotic spindle organization.
CGAAAUCAUCGACGAACUCGGCCGCGGCGUCCACGGCAAGGUCAAGCUGGGCAAGGACCUGGUGCACGGACGGUACGUCGCAAUCAAGAUCGUCGACCGGUACUCGAAGCGCCGACGCUUGGGCAAGAACAAUAGCCACGAAGACAAGAUUAAGCGCGAGAUUGCCAUUCUCAAAAAGGCCCGACACCCCAACAUUGUCAGCUUGCUCGAAGUCAUCGACGACCCGGCUAAGAAGAAGGUCUACAUUGUACUCGAGCACGUUGAGCUUGGCGAGGUCAAGUGGAGGACCGAAGGUGCCAAGGAAAUCUGUCUCGUCGAAUGGCGCCGCUUCAAACGAGAAUCCCAAGGCGUCUUCGACAACGACAGUGCCCUACGCCAAGACGAAAAGAUUAUCCGCGUGGCCCACAAAAAGCUUGCCUGCCAGCAACGUCAUGCCGCCAAGGAGGCUCACUUUCGCCGCAAAGAAGGCUCAUCAGACCUGGCCUGGAGCCUUGAAAUGGGAAUGGAAUCCGAAGAUGAAUACUCUGAAAACGGCCGGUGCUCACAAUCAUCCACCCGUGACGAUGAGCGCCCGCGCAGUCGAGUUCAGACGCGCGAGCGACAGGACGCCGGCAGCUACCACGACGACCACAUGGAGACUGCUUUCCGCUCACCCGAGCCCACAAGCACCUCUUGGGCCGACGGCCUCGAAGGAACCAUGUACGGCCCCUACGACUCAGACCUCGCUCGAGGGCGCGUGCCGAGCAUUGCUGGCAGCUCAUCAUCUCGCGUGACAGACCCAGACGAGGAGAUACCCGAGCACUUCAACUAUGUUCCGCUCAUGACCACGCAUGCUGCCUGGGAAGCCUUCAAGGACACUGUCCUCGGCAUAGAGUAUCUGCACUACCAAAACGUCAUCCACCGCGACAUCAAGCCAGCCAAUCUCCUGGUGACCAGGGAGCAUCGCAUCAAGAUAUCAGACUUUGGUGUCUCGUACCUGGGACGACCAAAGACGGACGAUGCCAACGGCGAUCAGUCAGAGACUGAGCAACAAGAGGCCGACGAAGCCAUUGAACUGGCAAAGACGGUCGGCACCCCAGCCUUUUACGCCCCUGAGCUUUGUCGCACAGAGACGGACGCAGAAACGCCCCUGAUCGACGGCGGAAUCGACAUUUGGGCCCUUGGCGUGACACUCUACUGCCUUAUCUACGGCCGUGUACCGUUUCACGACACCAACACCUUCACCUUGAUGAAGGUCAUCAGCGAAGAUGAGCCUUACAUCCCCAGGUUCCGCUUGAAGCCCGUGGCCGAGCACUCCAACUCGCGGCCAAACUCACAUGGGCGCAACACGCAACCCAUGAUGAGCAGUAAGAGAGCCCCGCACGACCUUGAGUAUGAAGAGGUCGACGAGAACCUGCGUGACCUCCUGCGGCGCCUGCUGAUCAAGGACGCGCGAGACCGCAUCACCAUACCAGAAAUCAAGCGCCACCCCUGGGUGCUCUCCGGUAUUCCCAACCACAUCUCGUGGGCCGAAGAAACCGACCCCAGCAGAUCAUUUGAGGGUAGGAAGAUCCAAAUUUCCAAGGAGGAUGUUGAAGAGGCCGUUGUUCCUAUUGGCUUCGUCGACCGUCUCCGCUCAGCUGCCAAGAAGACGUCCGAGUUUGUCAAGGGCUUCACCACUCGCAGCUCGGGCUCAAGACGUCGCGCCCAGAGCUCAGCCGCCAACCCGGAUGGGCCUGCAAGCAUCAGCGCAAACUCUUCGAGUAGUACCAUCAGUCAAGAUGCCCGACCGCAAGAGGGCAGACGUGGCAGUCUGGCACCUGGUGCCAUCCUGGAGAUCUUGACCCGCUCACGUGAGUCGGAACACCCUCUUUCACACAGCGUCACGGCAAGCCCAGAGGCAAAGGAGCGAUCAAAGUACUUUGACAGCCCCAGUUCUCGGACUGCAUCACCCGCACAAAACACCGAGAGCCAGCGGCCCCCGAUGCAGGACCGUGCCUUUUCGUCCAUCAACACUAUACGACAAGCAGACCUGCUGGGCCGAUCAGCGUCACCGGGGCUUCCUCCUGCGUUGCCCGGCACUCCCAUGGCCCUAGACACGCCUAGUGGCUCGCAGCUAGGCGGUCUAUUUGGCGGCCUUCCACGACGCGUGGUCAACAGCAUGAGGAGCAAAGACAGGCUAAGGCCCCCAAAAGAGCACAGCCGCGCGAGAUCAAUCGAUAGAAUAGUUGGGUGUGACGACGACGCGCAUGGCGUUCCAAGCCUCGCCAUCAGCACUACGUGUGCUUCUGGUCAAGUCAACCAACCCGAGGCCCUGAAGGAGAUGUCACCCAUUGCCAGAACUUCGUCACCCGCAAACUCCGAAGGACUCUCUUUCAGCAACCUCGACGACUCGUCGCGGCAAUCCUCACUGUCUUCCAUGUCUUCUCGCCUGCACAGAAACUGGGCUACCAUACACGAGCUCGAGACUGGCCCUUCGUUGGGCAUCACGUCAGAUUGCCGGUCAGCGCCAUACCAGUCUCAGCCGAGUGAUCAGCGACCCUCUAGCUCUGCGUCUGUAGCGCGUGAAAAGUCCGAAGAGCGUUUUGACCGCGCAAAGGACGAGUACCGUCGGCGGCUAGGGGUCGAGCGGGCCGUAGCCCGUGAGCGGUCCAACUCGGCUGCGCAGCGGCCUCCCUCUUGCCUUGGCCAAGUUGCCUGUCCCCCCAGCCCAGAUGACGAAGUCAUGUUUAAUCAACAGAGUCACCAAGAGUACUGGCACCGAAACGACCCAUCCUCCGAGAAUAGUCCUGUUGGUGGAUCAAGCCGUCGCCUCGCCCUUUCGUCUUCCGAGGACCAGUUCUCAGCCAUGUCACAAUCCGAGUCGAACCCAUCCAUCCCCUCGGUCGCAUCUGCCGACUCGCCCAACCAGGGCGCAUGCGGCUCGUUUGACGAAGAUUCUUGGAUCACUUCAUCGACUGUCCGCUCUUUACCGUCCAACCAAUUCGAGUCUCCAGCAGACGACGCUGCCGGCUACGACGGCGACCAUGCUGUCGAGAGCGAUGAGGAUGACGAUAGUGAAGAAGACGGCCUGAUGAUGGGCUUCUCCAAGAAGAAGGUACCCGUGCACAGCUCCAACCGCAGCAACUCGGUUUCCAAUGGCGAGCUCGCGCGCUCUACCAUCCACCUGGGCCUAAACUCGCGCCGCCGCUCCACUCGUAGUGGAAGCAACGGCACCGUCAAGAAGGUUCCACCUGAGCCAACACCAGGUCACGAGCAAACAUCUGAACCGCAAUAAGAACAAAAC